GAAAAGGACCAUUAAGUCGGCAUUGUGGGAAUGGCCGGGAAGCUAUAAGAGGGGUUGAUGACUACGAGGUCAGGUUCGUCGUGAUAUGGGUUUGGAACCGCGGGCGUUGCCUUGGCUUGCAGCCGCAUACGCGAGGUUGUGGCAAUAUGGGCUAUUAUAUGCAAAGGGGUUGCUGCAAGAGCAGACCUCGGCUAGAAGGAAAGGCUAUUCUAUGUGGGAAGUUUGUGGCAACUAAAAGUUGCUAUAAGGGGGUGUUUAGAGGUUACGAGGGUCGCUUAAUAUGCCGGGGUUUUUUGAGAGAAAUUGAGUUUUUAAGAGGAUGA
Molecule: messenger RNA, 323 nt
Organism: Dovyalis caffra
Lineage: Eukaryota; Viridiplantae; Streptophyta; Magnoliopsida; Malpighiales; Salicaceae
Source: the annotation of a GenBank genome assembly